UACAAUGUUAUUAAAGAGAAUUUCCAAAAAAAAAAAAAAACAAAAAGAGCACAUUUAAAUGAUUUUUAAAGCCGUACCAAUAACCAAUAAAAUAAAAAUGAAAUAAGUAAGCCCAAUCAACGACUAUCAUACAUAUACGUAAGCCCAAUCACCAGAAAAGCACAUUAACUGCAAGGUGGAGAAUUCCAUCAUUCAAAAAGUACAACCACGCUACUUUUUCCUCCAAAUUCAACCCUAAAUUCUCUCAUUUUCAAUUCAAAUUCAUCACUAAAUCCUCUCAAUUUCACUUCUAUCUCUUUUAAUUUAGUCGAUCGAUUCGUCAAUUUUGUCAUCAUCAAUUUCAAAUUUACCCCAAUUACAGCUCGUCAAUUAGGGUUUUCUUUUUCAGAAUCGGAUUCAUUGGUUUAAUAAUUGAUGGGAAUUUCUAGGGUUUCCAUAGAACCCUCAAAUCCUUCUACUUCUUCUUCCUCGUCUCCGAUUACCUCAUCAAUUGCUGUAAUUGAGACUAUUAAUGGAAGCCAUGAAUUCAGAAUUAAUGGUUAUACUUUGUCGAAGGGGCUGGGAAUAGGGAAGUACAUUGCUUCUGAUACUUUCAUGGUGGGAGGUUAUUCCUGGGCUAUAUACUUCUACCCUGAUGGUAAAAGUCCCGAAGAUGCCGCGAGCUAUGUUUCGCUGUUCAUCGCCUUGGCUAGUGAAGGGACUGAUGUUAGAGCUUUGUUUGAAUUGAAGCUUCAAGAUCAAAGUGGGAAGGAGAAUCAUAAAGUUCAUUCUCAUUUCGGCCGGCCCCUUGAGACCGGGCCGUAUACUCUUAAAUACCGCGGUAGUAUGUGGGGCUAUAAACGCUUCUACAAAAGGACAACAUUGGAGUCAUCUGACUACCUUAAAGACGAUAGUCUUGUGAUCACAGGCACUGUUGGUGUUGUGAAAUCGCAUACAAAGGGACCUAAACAAUACUUAAUACCAGUCCCACCCUCUGAUAUAGGAAAGCAAUUUGGGCAACUUUUAGAGAGCAAGACCUGUACUGAUGUAAGCUUUGAAGUGGAUGGGGAGAUUUUUGACGCACACCAGGUGAUCCUGGCAGCCAGAUCACCUGUGUUUAGGGCUCAACUUUUUGGUCCGAUGAAGGAAAAAAAUAUGCAGUGCAUACGAGUUGAGGACAUAGAAGCUCCAGUGUUCAAGGCUUUGCUGCAUUUUAUUUAUUGGGAUGAAUUGCCAGAUAUGAACGAGCUGAUUGGUUCAAAUUACAAAGGAGCUUCAACCUUAAUGGCUCAGCAUAUGCUUGCUGCAGCAGACCGGUAUGGACUGGAGAGGCUAAAACUUCUAUGUGAGGCUAUACUAAGUGGAGAUGUUGCCAUAAAUAAUGUAGCAACAACUUUAGCCUUGGCUCAGCAGCAUCAGUGUUUCCAACUAAAGUCCAAGUGUCUGAAGUUCAUUGCAUCGCAUCAAAAUCUAAGAGCCGUAAUGCAGACAGAAGGUUUUGAGUACCUCAAAGAGAGCUGCCCGUCUGUCAUUAGUGAGCUACUGGAGUACGUAGCGAGAAUUAGUGAACAUUCUAAGGCUUCUUUUGCCAAUGGAAGUGAGGUCACUAUGCUGGAUGGUGGCGACAUGAAUGGAAGAAGAGUGAAGCAGCGGUUAUAUUGAGUACAUAAUUUCUUGUAGAAUUAUUCGAGUUAAUAAAUUAGGUUGUUAGACAAUUAAACAGAUCCUUGUUUGUUAGACUUUGUGAAUGUAUUUGACAAGGUAAUCUCCGGAUAUUGAUAUAUAGGGGCAAUUCUUUUAGCAUGGUUUCUAUGAAAUGUUAAUUUUACAGCGUGCUACAUAAGACAAUCAACGCUAAUACUCAGUAAUAUACUAUGAAACCUCUUAUGUAAAGCACAGGUUCAAAUUCUUCUUUCCAUAAUAUUUGUAAUUUGUAAUGCCAUUGUGGCUUUUGAAAAAAUUUGAAUGCAAAAGAAAAUAUUUUCCUUGGAUAA
Molecule: messenger RNA, 1973 nt
Organism: Chenopodium quinoa (quinoa)
Lineage: Eukaryota; Viridiplantae; Streptophyta; Magnoliopsida; Caryophyllales; Amaranthaceae
Product: BTB/POZ and MATH domain-containing protein 2-like
Exons: 4
Coding region: 415-1641 (408 amino acids)
Biological process (GO): protein ubiquitination
Molecular function (GO): protein binding
Source: RefSeq, a predicted model, not a curated record